AUGAUCAUGUAUGUGAAGAAAGAUACAGGCAUCAUUAAUCAAAUUGCUAAAAACACCAUCUUUUGCGAACCUGCGUUUCGAAGACUAGAGAUGAGCUUUGGUGAAAGAUUAUGUUCAGCUCGAAGGCAUCACUUUUAUUCGUGUGCCUUGGAGUCACAAGCUUUUGCCAGUUGCUCCUCUGCUCGCGACCAAGCGACUAGGAGUCUGAGAGCUGCAGCAGCGGCAGCUCCACCAGCGGCGGCGACCACCCCACCCCUUCUUUCCUCGGGCACUCCUACCGCACUCAUUGGGACCGGGUCGUCUUGUCCGGGAGCCAUGUGGCUCUCCGCGGCCACUGGCUCCCGGUCAGACUCGGAGUCGGAGGAGGAGGACCUCCCCGUCGGCGACGAAGUCUGCAAACGCGGCUACCUGCGGAAGCAGAAGCAUGGGCACAGGCGCUACUUCGUGCUUAAAGUCGAGACCGCCGACGCCCCGGCUCGGCUGGAAUACUACGAAAACGCCAGGAAGUUCCGGCACAGUGUCCGCGCCGCAGCCGCUGCAGCUGCAGCUGCAGCCUCCGGCGCCGCGGUGCCCGCGCUCAUCCCGCCGCGACGCGUGAUCACUCUGUACCAGUGCUUCUCCGUGAGCCAACGAGCCGACGCAAGGUAUAGACACCUCAUUGCUCUUUUCACACAGGACGAGUACUUCGCCAUGGUGGCCGAGAACGAGUCGGAGCAGGAAAGCUGGUACUUGCUGCUCAGCCGCCUCAUCCUCGAGAGCAAGCGCCGCCGCUGCGGCACGCCCGGCGCGCAGCCCGACCGAGAGGGGGCCGCGCUGGCGGCGGCAGCGGCGGCGGAGCCACCUUUCUACAAAGAUGUGUGGCAGGUAGUAGUCAAACCCAGGGGGCUGGGGCACAGAAAGGAGCUGAGCGGCGUGUUCCGGCUUUGCCUGACCGACGAGGAGGUCGUGUUUGUGAGGCUAAACACCGAAGUAGCCAGCGUGGUCGUGCAGCUCCUGAGCAUCCGUCGCUGCGGGCACUCGGAGCAGUAUUUCUUUUUGGAAGUCGGCAGGUCCACCGUCAUCGGUCCGGGGGAGCUGUGGAUGCAGGUUGAUGACUGUGUGGUAGCCCAAAACAUGCAUGAACUGUUUUUGGAGAAGAUGAGGGCCUUGUGUGCAGAUGAAUAUAGAGCCCGCUGCCGCAGCUACAACAUCAACGACGGCACCCACCUGUUAACUCUGCUGUCCGCUAGGAGGCACCUGGACUUGCUACCCUUCCAGCCGGGCGGCUGGCUCAGAAGGUCCCGCUUUGAGUUUUGCCACCCGGGGGCCCUCGGUGAUGAGGAACACGAGAUGCUUCUCACCAGGCGCUUCGUAUCCGCCAGCGAACCUCUACCCCUUUCCAGGCGAGGAAGACACCACCUGCCCAGGAUGCGUAGGUCCAGGAGAGCGAUGUCGGUGCCAGCCAGCUGUUUUCGUUACUUAGCACCCAACCCCAUGCUUGCCCCCGCAGAAGCCCCCAAAGAUGGAGCUUGCCUGUCUUCUGAAGCAUCUGGUUCUGGUAACUCUGGGGAGGAAGGCAGUCCUCGGGGCAAUGAUAGUCAGGAAGGAAAUGGAGGGGACUACAUGCCCAUGAACAAUUGGGGCUCAGGAAAUGGCCGGGGCUCAGGAGGUGGUCAGGGCUCAAGUGGCCAGGGCUCCAGUAGCCAGGGCUCGGGAGGAAGCCAGUACUCCGGUGGGGGACAGGGCUCUGGAGGGGGCCAGAGCUCAAGUGGUGGCCAGGGUGCAGGAGGAAACCAGGGCUCAGGAAGUGGCCAGGGCUCAGGCAGUGGCCAGGGGGCUGGAGGUGGCCAGGGCUCAGGCGGUGGCCAGGGGUCUGGAGGUGGCCAUGGCUCAGGUGGUGGCAAGGACUCUGGAGGGGGCAAGGGCUCGGGAAGUGAGAAAGGCUCAGAUGGCAGUGAUGAACGUGGAAAAUCUCUGAAGAAAAGAUCCUGCUUUGGCAAAUUAACCCAGAGCAAGCAACAGCAGAUGCCACCCCCCCCACCUCCACCCCCUCCACCUGGAGCAACUAGUGGUAAAGUGAAAUCUGGGGGCAGGUUCCGACUUUAUUUUUGUGCUGACAGAGGAGUGACAAAAGAGCGCAAAGAGUCGAAGGAUGUUAAAGAGGCAGAGGCCCCAGAGGGUGCAGCUUGGUGUCCCCACAGAGCCAGAGCUUUUGACGAAGAUGAAGAUGACCCAUACGUGCCAAUGAGACCAGGGGUUGCUGCUCCACUCGCAAGCUCCAGCGAUUAUAUGCCAAUGGCUCCUCAAAAUGUCUCUGCCUCCAAUAAGCGUCACUCUCGAUCACCUUUUGAAGAUUCAAGAGGGUACAUGAUGAUGUUUCCCAGAGUCAGCCCACCACCUGCACCAAGUCCCCCCAAAACACCUGAUCCUGAUAAAGAGGAUGACUCCAAGGACAAUGAUAGUGACAGUGACUACAUGUUUAUGGCUCCUGGAGCUGGUGCAAUUCCAAAAAACCCCAGAAAUCCUCAGGGCGGCUCUUCCUCCAAAAGUUGGAGCUCCUACUUUUCUCUGCCAAACCCUUUUCGGAGCUCCCCCUUGGGACAGAGUGAGCACAGUGAGUAUGUCCCAAUGUUACCUGGAAAGUUCCUGGGGAGGGGCCCAGACAAAGAAGCCUCAUCUAACUGGGGCCCCAAAAAUGCACCUUCAAAGCCUUCAGUCCAGGGGUCUUUCUCCAAGCCUGGAAAUGGGAGGUCCCCCUCAAAGCCCACAGAUGAUGACAGGCCCCCAAAGAACAAGGCAAAGAGACCUAACAGACUUUUUUUCAUUACAAAAGGAAAUAAAAUCAAGCCAAACCCACAAAAGCCCAGAUAUGAGCAGAGAGAAGCUGACCGCUCUAGUGACUACAUCAACAUGGACUUCACUAAGAGAGGGGGCAAUAUACCACUUCCCUCUACUCAAGGACUGCCAGAUUCAUGGGGCAUAAUGGCUGACCCCAGACAGUCAGCCUUUUCUCCUUAUGUGAAUGUUCAGUUCAGAGUGCCAUUUCUAAAUCCAGCAAACGACCUCUCGAAUCUUGUAAUUGUUCCAGGUGCCAAUCCCCCAUCUCUGGUCGGUGCUAGGUGGCCACUUUUUCCUCUUCCUCCCAGUGCUACAGGUGGCAACGCUAAUGAGGAAGAGGAUGAGUACAUUGAAGUGAUUUUCAACCCAGCAAUGACACCAGCAGUGCCUUUUGCUGACAGUGCCAUUCGCUAUGAUGCUGAAACAGGUCGAAUCUACGUGGUCGACCCAUUUUCUGAGUGCUGUAUGGACAUUUCUCUCUCCCCCACCCGAUGCUCUGAACCACCACCUGUAGCUAGGUUGCUACAGGAAGAGGAGCAAGAGAGAAGACGCUCCCCAAGGCAAUCGCAAAGUUUCUUUGCAGCCGCCAGAGCCGCUGUCUCCGCCUUUCCAACUGACGUCCUCGAGAGAAAUCUUUCUCUCUUUUCAGCCCCGGCCGCCGCCGAAGCAGCCGUGGCCCCAACCUUAGUGGUAGGUCGGGCUUUAGCCUCGGCCUCCGCCCUGGCUGCUGCCCCAGGCAUCGGAGCUGCAGCGGCCCGCUUCGAAGCCGCUGCUGGAUUUGACUCCGCCUCCGUCCGCUGGUUUCUACCUGUUGCUAAUGCCGCCGCCGCCGCCGCCGCCGCCGCCGCCGCCGCCGCCGCUGCUGAAGCAGGAAGGGGGUUGCAAAACAUCGCCGAUGGCUCCAAUCCCGAAGCCCCCAACCCAUCUGCGGACCCUGCCAGAGGUGAGAACGAGGUUAGAGGUGCUGCCGCUCCCCUGCCACCACCUCGCCGUCGUCCAGUGCCAAGACCCCCGCAGCGAGAAGAUUCUGAAGACGAUGAGGACGACAUUUACGUGAGAAUGGACUUUGCCAGACCUGACAACCAGAAGUUCGACUCUCCCAGAAGAGGUUGGUAA
Messenger RNA from Orycteropus afer afer, 3933 nucleotides. It is a transcript of the gene IRS4, whose product is annotated as insulin receptor substrate 4. The record is from RefSeq and is a predicted model, not a curated record. Gene Ontology annotation, biological process: insulin receptor signaling pathway. Gene Ontology annotation, molecular function: insulin receptor binding; phosphatidylinositol 3-kinase binding. Gene Ontology annotation, cellular component: cytosol; plasma membrane. NCBI's taxonomy places the organism in Eukaryota, Metazoa, Chordata, Mammalia, Tubulidentata, Orycteropodidae.